Molecule: messenger RNA, 1719 nt
Organism: Penicillium diatomitis
Lineage: Eukaryota; Fungi; Ascomycota; Eurotiomycetes; Eurotiales; Aspergillaceae
Product: phosphoribosylaminoimidazole carboxylase ADE2
Exons: 4
Coding region: 1-1719 (572 amino acids)
Biological process (GO): 'de novo' IMP biosynthetic process
Molecular function (GO): ATP binding; metal ion binding; phosphoribosylaminoimidazole carboxylase activity
Source: RefSeq, a predicted model, not a curated record
AUGUGGAACUCUCGCAAAGUCGGUAUUCUUGGGGGUGGUCAGCUUGGACGUAUGCUGGUUGAGUCCUGCAACCGAUUGAACAUCCAGGCAAAUGUCUUGGACGCCGAGAACUCCCCGGCCAAGCAGAUCAGCUUCCAUGACGGACAUGUGACCGGCUCCUUCAAAGAGCGCGAGGCUGUUCGUCAACUCGCCAAGUCUUGCGAUGUGAUGACCGCUGAAAUUGAACACGUCGAUACCUACGCCCUCGAAGAGGUUGCCUCCGAAGUCCAAGUCGAGCCUAGUUGGCAAGCGAUCCGAACCAUCCAGAACAAGUUCAACCAGAAAGAGCACCUGCGCCAGUACGGAAUUCCCAUGGCCGAUCACAGAGAGCUGGUGAAGAACACCUCAGAGGAGUUGGCGGAGAUUGGACAGCAAUUGGGCUACCCAUUGAUGUUGAAGUCCAAGACCAUGGCAUAUGACGGACGGGGCAACUUCCGAGUGAACUCGAAAGAAGACAUUCCAGAGGCUCUAGAGGCCCUCAAGGACCGACCUCUGUAUGCGGAGAAGUGGGCCUACUUCAAGAUGGAGCUGGCUGUUAUGGUCAUCAAGACCAAGGACGAGGUUCUCUCUUACCCAACCGUGGAGACCGUGCAAGAGGACUCAAUAUGCAAGCUGGUGUACGCGCCAGCCCGGAAUGUCUCCAACAAGAUCAACGAACAAGCCCAGGCUCUCGCUCGUAAGGCAGUGGCUGCUUUUGAAGGCAAGGGCGCUUUCGGUGUUGAGAUGUUCCUGCUCGAAGACGACAGCCUGAUGCUCUGUGAGAUUGCUAGUCGCAUCCAUAACUCCGGCCACUACACAAUUGAGGGCUGCGCGCUCUCUCAAUUCGACAGCCACAUUCGCGCCAUCUUGGAUCUGCCCAUCCCUGCCAAGAGUCUCGAAAUUCGUCAACCUUCUAUCAUGCUGAACAUCAUUGGAGGCUCCGCUCCUGACACUCACCUCAAGGCUGCCGAGGCCGCCCUUUCAAUCCCCAAUGCGGCGAUUCACCUCUACAGCAAGGGCGCUGCUAAGCCCGGGCGCAAGAUGGGUCACAUCACCGUCACCGCGGCCACCAUGCACGAGGCCGAGACGAUGAUCCAGCCCUUGAUUGACGUUGUCGACAACAUUCGCGCUCAGCGCACCGAUAUCAAGACGAAGGCUCAGUCCUCUGGACCGUCCAAGCCCGCCCCCCAAGUGGCCGUCAUCAUGGGCUCCGAUAGUGAUCUGAAGACGCUGGUUCCCGGGCUGAAGCUACUAGAGAGCUACUUUGGUAUUGAGCCCGCGGUCGAGAUCACAUCUGCUCACCGCACACCCGACUACAUGGCCAAGUAUGCCGCUGAAGCUGCCUCCCGCGGCAUCAAGGUGAUCAUCGCCGCCGCCGGUGGUGCAGCUCACCUGCCGGGCAUGGCCGCAGCUCACACGGCUCUGCCUGUGAUCGGUGUCCCCGUCAAGGGCAGCUCGCUCGAUGGCGUGGACAGUCUCUAUAGUAUUGUCCAGAUGCCCCGCGGUGUUCCCGUCGCAACCGUCGGCAUCAACAACAGUAUCAACGCCGCUCUUCUCGCCGCGCGCAUUGUCGGCGCCUUCGAUCCUUCGGUCCAGAAAAAGGUCGAGGCGUAUGCCGAAGAAGCCCGCGCCGAGAACAUGGAGAAGAAAGGCACCAAGCUGCGCGAACUUGGAUGGGAACAGUACUUUGCGCAGAUGUAG